Messenger RNA from Dujonia railenensis, 1833 nucleotides. The record is from the annotation of a GenBank genome assembly. Lineage: Eukaryota; Fungi; Ascomycota; Pichiomycetes; Serinales; Debaryomycetaceae.
AUGAAAUAUUUAACGUUGCUCUUGUUGCAGGUUAUACUUGUGGUUGCAUCUAGUGGGCUUGUAGAGAAGCUCCAGAGUGUAGAUCGAUUACUUUCAACGGAAGGACCUACGAUAAAUGUUUUCGAACGAUAUGAGGAUCUCGUGAGAGAAAUGGAGAAUGCUAGAAAGGAAGGAGACGAAGGUGAGGACAGCACUGUUGUGCUGCAGUUGUCUAAGCUCUACUUCAAAAAGGCAUUGGUGGCUCUUUCGCUCAACAAGCAAAAUUCUGCCAUAUAUGACCUCCGCACAUGCUUGAGCUUGGAUCCUAUGAUGAAGCCAGCCAGAAAGAGGCUCGUGGAUUUGUACAUGGAAAAGGGGGACUUCGAAUCGGUGGAGUUGAUGUUGAGUGAGGACCAUCUAAAGGAUGAUCCUUCAUUCACGGAGACCUCCAGUAAAAUUCACCAGUACAAGGAAUCUCUUGCAAAUGCUAAACAUUGGUUAGCUAGUGAUGAAGCUCAGAACUGCUUGGAUGAGUUGGAAAACAAUGUAAUACCCAUUUCUCCCAACAACCUUGAAGUUUACAAGCUUCACGUUGAAUGUGUCAGGGCCAAGGGAGAUCAAUUAUCCGACGACGAUUUCAGACAGAUCAUUCAAGACUACUCUCAAAUGAUCAAAUCACAACCAAUGAAGGUUGGGCUUGACGCCUAUGAUGAAGUUGCGUCCUAUUUACUCUUUAGUCAGAACGAAUUCGAAAAAUCGUGGGCUAUAGUGAAAAACUGCUUAAGGAUUGAUAACGAUUUCAAGAAGUGUGGGAACAAGUCCAAAUUCUAUUUCAAAUUCCAAGAAUUUUUCAAGAUAUUGGAGAGAUAUUCGAUUAUAAAUGGGUACUAUUAUAUGGAAAAUGCAGACGCUUCACUGGGCCUGGUGGAAGACAGCUUAUUGGUCAACGACGAGGAAUUCAAGUGGGUAUAUCAUUUUUUGUUCAAGGACAACUUGAAGGUUAGCAAUAGAGAAAAGAGAAGUUUACCAUACUCAAUUACAAAUAACUACGAGUAUUUGAGGGAAAUGUUUAAUAAUUUUGUCAAGGAAGAGAAAUUGGAGCAAUCCGCCGAUAAACUUAAUUUCAUGGAUCAACUUGCAAAAUUAGGAUGUGAAGCGUCAGUUGUUCAAGGAGCUACUGGCAGCUAUUGCGAAGAUGUUAAAGACAACGAUUCUAAUCCUUUCUUACCACUUUAUUUGAAAAAGAUCGAUAAAUUGAUUAGAAAGAAAAAUUUUGCUGAAGCUGAUGCGUUAAUGCAAAAGUUUAAUAAGAAUUUACAGCAAUCCAGGCAAUUCCAGGAUCGCUAUAGCCACAUCGAAAAUCACAACAGAAUGGAGCAACAGCGUCAACAGAGAGAACAUCAACGUCAGCAGCAUGAACAGCAGCAAAGAUUCCACCAACAGCAGCAGCAACAACAGCAGCAGCAGCAGCAGUUUGGAGAUGUUGAUUAUUAUAAGGUAUUGGAUAUUUCGAAGGAUGCAGACGAAAAGACUAUUAAAAAGGCUCAUCGUACACAAACAUUAAAGUAUCAUCCAGAUAAAUACAAGGGAACUGACUUUACUGCUGAGGAAAUCGAAGCCAAGAUGCAAGAAAUCAAUAUGGCAUAUGAGGUCUUAGGUAAUAAGGAAACCAGAGAGCAAUACGACAAUCCAAAUCGUGGAGGCGGCGGUGGAGGCUUUGGUGGUGGUAAUCCGUUCGGUGGUGGAGGUUUUGGAGGUUUUGAUAGCAGCUUCUUCAACCAGUUUGGCGGAGGAGGAGGCUUCCAGUUCGGUGGGAACGGAGGUCCAAAAGUAAAGUUCCAAAGAGGCCGGUAA